UGGGGUUAAUAUGUCAUACAAAAUUCAUCUCUUGCAUCAGCAUCUUGAAAAACUCGCUCAACAGUUGCCAACUGAAUCUGAUGAGCAAGGCGAACGUCAUCACCAAACUGCGCUUCCAUUUGAAAUAAGGUACAGAGGAAAGAAAUCUCCAGAUGCGGUACUCGCUGAAAUUUGUUGGUGGUAUAAAAACACCUUUGAAGAAGAGGAAGACGAGGAAACAGAGGAAGAAGGGGAAGACACAGAUGAAAAUCCAGAAUAUCUGUUGGACGAAAUAAUCGAUCUCUCUGAUGAUGAUGACGAUGACCAAGACAUUAGAGAGAGCAGUGAUGUUGAUCCACAGCCGCCUGCUAAACGGCAGCUGGCCAAAUUAUUAAUUUAAUUAAUUUUAUUUUUCUACUUAAAACUUUUCAUUAUUAACAUUUCAAAAUUAUAUUUUUUUCCAUAUUUUUAUAUUUUCUUUUUCUAUGUUUCUUCAAAAUCAACACUGAACAAAAUUGGUAAAUAAAAAAUGAGAAAUAAAUUAAUAUUAAGCUCAAAAAACGCAAGUUUUGUAUUAUGACUGUAUGCCUAAAGCGCAAAUU
This is a messenger RNA of Anastrepha ludens (Mexican fruit fly), 581 nucleotides long. RefSeq lists its product as uncharacterized. The transcript has 2 exons. NCBI's taxonomy places the organism in Eukaryota, Metazoa, Arthropoda, Insecta, Diptera, Tephritidae. The coding region runs from base 11 to 379 and encodes 122 amino acids. The record is from RefSeq and is a predicted model, not a curated record.